Messenger RNA from Lynx canadensis (Canada lynx), 6018 nucleotides. RefSeq names its product semaphorin 5A (gene SEMA5A). Gene Ontology annotation, molecular function: semaphorin receptor binding; chemorepellent activity. The coding region runs from base 312 to 3533 and encodes 1073 amino acids. The transcript is spliced from 23 exons. The record is from RefSeq and is a predicted model, not a curated record. Lineage: Eukaryota; Metazoa; Chordata; Mammalia; Carnivora; Felidae. Gene Ontology annotation, biological process: positive regulation of cell migration; axon guidance; semaphorin-plexin signaling pathway.
CCCGGAGCGCAGCGAGCGGGGGUGGGUUUGGGCAAGUGGUAACGGGGCUGAGGCGGCCGCUGCCUCGACUUUCCUCGCCGGGCACCGAAGAGGACCCUCAGAGCUGCUCGGGCCCCAGGCGCCGGAUGACUGGCAGGAGGAACGCGCCUCGCACCUGUGCUGGUGUGUGAGUGCAGGUGCUGUGGAUCCCUAGUGUGAUACAUGAUCGAGGAAACGCUCCCCCCCUUCCCUCCUUGGCACUUCCCCCACAUGACAGGAGGACGAACUUCUGGUUAGGAGACAACUACCUGGAGCCCACGCCUCUGCCCACCAUGAAGGGGACCUGUGUCAUUGCAUGGCUGUUCUCAAGCCUGGGGUGGUGGAGACUCGCCCAGCCAGAAACGGACGCAUCUCAGUGCCAGCGAGCGGAACACCCGGUCAUUUCCUAUAAAGAAAUUGGCCCCUGGUUACGGGAGUUCAGAGCGAAGAAUGCUGUGGAUUUCUCGCAGUUAACAUUUGACCCAGGACAGAAAGAACUUGUUGUAGGAGCAAGAAACUACCUCUUCAGGUUACAGCUUGAGGAUUUGUCUCUGAUCCAGGCUGUGGAGUGGGGCUGUGAUGAAGUCACCAAGAAGGCCUGUUACAGUAAGGGCAAAUCAAAGGAGGAAUGUCAGAACUACAUCCGGGUGCUUUUGGUGGGUGGCGACCGGUUAUUUACCUGUGGGACCAAUGCUUUCACGCCUGUCUGCACCAACCGCUCGUUGAGCAACCUGACCGAGAUCCAUGAUCAGAUCAGCGGCAUGGCCCGCUGUCCCUACAGUCCCCAGCACAAUUCCACGGCUCUUCUCACGGCCGGCGGGGAGCUCUACGCUGCAACGGCCAUGGACUUUCCCGGACGGGAUCCUGCCAUUUACCGAAGUCUGGGCAUCUUACCUCCUCUCCGCACGGCACAGUACAACUCCAAAUGGCUUAAUGAACCAAACUUCGUGUCAUCUUACGACAUCGGAAAUUUCACCUACUUCUUUUUCCGAGAAAACGCCGUGGAGCACGACUGUGGGAAAACCGUGUUCUCCAGAGCUGCCCGGGUCUGCAAGAAUGACAUCGGGGGGCGGUUCCUACUGGAGGACACCUGGACCACGUUCAUGAAGGCUCGCCUGAACUGCUCCCGGCCCGGGGAGGUCCCCUUUUACUACAACGAACUGCAGAGCACUUUCUUCCUGCCCGAGCUGGAUCUGAUCUAUGGCAUCUUUACCACCAACGUGAACAGCAUCGCUGCCUCGGCCGUGUGUGUCUUCAACCUGAGUGCCGUCUCCCAGGCCUUCAACGGGCCCUUCAAGUACCAGGAGAACUCACGCUCCGCCUGGCUGCCGUAUCCCAACCCCAACCCCAACUUCCAGUGUGGCACGGUGGACCAGGGCCUGUACAUGAACCUGACCGAAAGGAAUCUGCAGGAUGCUCAGAAGUUCAUCCUGAUGCACGAGGUGGUCCAGCCUGUGACCUCGGUGCCCUCUUUCAUGGAGGACAACAGCCGCUUUUCCCACGUGGCCGUCGACGUGGUGCAGGGCAGGGACAUGCUCGUCCACAUCAUCUAUCUGGCCACAGAUUAUGGCACCAUAAAGAAAGUGCGGGCGCCCCUGGCCCCGGCUGCCGGCAGCUGCCUGCUGGAGGAGAUCGAGCUCUUCCCCGAGCGGCGGGGGGAGCCCAUCAGGAGCCUGCAGCUCCUCCACAGCCGCAGCGCCCUGUUCGUGGGCCUGCAGGAGCACGUGGCCAAGAUCCCGCUGAAGAGGUGCCAGUUCCACCGAACCCGCAGUGCCUGCAUUGGGGCCCAGGACCCUUACUGUGGCUGGGACAUGGUGAUGAAGAAAUGCACGAGCCUGGAGGAGAGCCUAAGCAUGACACAAUGGGAGCAGAGCACCUCCACCUGUCCCACGAGGAAUCUCACCGUGGACGGGCACUUCGGCGCGUGGUCUCCGUGGACGCCCUGCACGCACACCGAUGGCAGCGCCGUGGGAUCCUGUCUGUGUCGCACCCGCUCCUGCGACAGCCCGGCCCCCCAGUGCGGAGGCUGGGAGUGCGAGGGCCCCCGCAUGGAGAUCGCCAACUGCUCCAGGAACGGAGGCUGGACCCCCUGGACCUCGUGGUCUCCCUGCAGCACCACCUGUGGGAUCGGCUUCCAGGUGCGCCAGCGAUCCUGCAGCAACCCCACCCCCCGGCACGGGGGCCGGGUGUGCGUGGGACAGAACCGCGAGGAGAGAUACUGCAAUGAGCAUUUGCUGUGCCCCCCACACAUGUUCUGGACAGGCUGGGGUCCUUGGGAACGGUGCACAGCCCAGUGCGGGGGCGGCAUUCAAGCUCGCCGCAGGACCUGCGAGAACGGACCUGACUGCGCGGGCUGCAAUGUGGAGUACCAGCCUUGCAAUAUCAACCCGUGCCCCGAGCUGAAGAAGACCACACCCUGGACGCCCUGGACGCCCGUCAACAUCUCGGACAACGGGGGCCACUAUGAGCAGCGAUUUCGCUACACGUGCAAAGCCCGCCUGCCUGACCCAAAUCUGCUGGAAGUGGGAAGACAGAGAAUCGAGAUGCGAUACUGUUCUAGUGACGGAACCAGCGGCUGCUCUACAGACGGCCUUUCUGGCGAUUUCCUGCGUGCCGGGAGAUACUCCGCCCACACCGUCAACGGGGCGUGGUCGGCCUGGACGUCGUGGUCACAGUGCAGCCGUGACUGCAGCAGGGGCAUCCGGAACCGGAAGCGGGUUUGCAACAACCCGGAGCCCAAGUAUGGGGGCUUGCCUUGCCUGGGCCCCUCCCUGGAAUACCAGGAAUGCAACAUUCUGCCCUGCCCAGUGGAUGGCGUGUGGUCUUGCUGGUCUCCCUGGUCAAAAUGCUCGGCGACCUGUGGCGGCGGACACUACAUGAGGACCCGCUCGUGCACAAACCCGGCCCCAGCCUACGGAGGAGACAUCUGCCUGGGGCUACAUACGGAGGAAGCUCUCUGCAACACGCAGCCCUGCCCCGAGAGCUGGUCGGAGUGGUCAGACUGGUCUGAGUGUGACGUGUCUGGAGUCCAGAUCCGUGCCCGCCAGUGCAUCCUUCUGUUCCCUGUGGGCAGCCAGUGUUCUGGAAACACCACGGAGAGCCGGCCGUGUGUGUUUGAUUCCAAUUUCAUCCCAGAAGUAUCUGUGGCGAGAUCCAGUAGUGUAGAAGAGAAAAGGUGUGGGGAGUUCAACGUGUUCCACAUGAUUGCCGUGGGGCUGAGCAGCUCCAUCUUGGGCUGCCUCCUUACCCUACUCGUCUACACCUACUGCCAGCGGUACCAGCAGCAGUCCCACGACGCCACCGUCAUCCACCCUGUUGCUCCCGCCCCUCUCAACACCAGCAUAACUAACCAUAUUAACAAACUGGACAAAUACGACUCAGUGGAAGCCAUCAAGGCAUUUAACAAAAACAACUUGAUCCUAGAGGAAAGAAACAAAUACUUCAACCCGCAUCUCACUGGGAAAACCUAUUCUAAUGCCUACUUUACAGAUCUCAACAAUUACGACGAGUACUAAUAGUUGUUAUAUUUUUGGCUUCUUGUAAUUCCCCAGUUCCUCAAGGCCUGUGCUCCAUGACUGCCCAUGUUUCCAAGACUUCAGAGUUGAAGUUUGGAUACAUUUCAAGUGCAUUUCAAGCCAUGAGUUUCCCAUUGCUACCAAAAACAGACAUCCUUAAAAGCAACACAGAUCUAAAUAUGAUGUCGUGAAAAUCUGGUCUCAAUGCUUGAUCAUUGUUGAGUGAGCCAUGGUGUGAGGCUUUGUUUUGUUUUGUUUUACUGUGUUCAGUCCAUUUUUUUUCUAACAAGUCACUUGUUUUCUUGAGCUUUUUACUAAAUGUACCACCCACAUGGGAAGGAGUCUUUAGAAAUAGGAAUGUCUUCCUGCUCUGGGGCAUAAAUCUUUAUGAUGUUUUAAUCCAACAAAAGAGACACUUCAGCUGAGAGUCCCCGUUCUCCACAAGGCGUGUUAGGUCUGUAAGUAUUUGAUGAAACGAAGAAUGCGAAUGUGGCCAUAGAGUUCUGCACCCUGGAUCCCCUGUCUUCCCAACCUGAAUAAUUCUGUGGAAUCCGUGGAAGCGACUUGCGUGUUUGGACUUGGAACGGUUCGUGCCUGGGGGAAGGGCAGGGAUUCACCCCGGCUUGUAUCUGCGGAGGUGAUGGUGUGAGGUAUGACACACGCUUUCCCCGGUCUUAAUGCAGUUACUGUGUUAUCCCUGGUGGAGGCGCACUCACAGACCAGAGCCACAGACACAAGGAAGGGUCCAGCGUUCCGUGCGAUGCUAUGAGGCUAGCCAUAGUCUCCCUCCUGGAUUUCACAGCAUUCCAGGGAGCUCCUUGCCAUGCGGUUGGUCUGGAAGCCCCACCCCUGUCCAGUCCAUAGUAGCAUCCUGAAGAGACGACCCGUAAAACCAGCACUUGCUCAACAUUUGGAUAGACGCCACACCUUCUGUGUCCCCGCAAAGAAAAAAUCUUAAACAUUCAUGACACCAAUGGGGGAAAGCAUUAAAAAUACUGGAAUGUAAUGGGAACCGACUUUUUUAUUUUUUAUUUUUUAUUUUUUCUAUCUUCCGUGUUAUGGAAAGGAUUGAAAGAACUGACCUUUAAUGAAAGGCAACUUUCUGAUUUCUAUCUCCCGAUAGAACUAGUGUAUGGCCAUCAUCCCCUUCCCAGAGCAUUACUGAUGUGUAAAGCUGGCUUUCUUCACCCCCGCGCUGUAAAUAGCAAAGUGCCCCCCAAGCUGUCAUUUGCCGCCUCCGGGUCAGGUGAGGAGGAGACGUCCGGUUCUGGUGCCUUUGGUUUCUGUCUCAGUGCUGCCUUCCUACCUGCCCCCUCCCGCUUCUCCCUGCAUGGAGGCAACAGCAUUUCAAGAUGUACCUUGAGAAAGCAGGGAUGUGAGGUUUUUAAUGAUCCCUGUGGUUCUGAGCAUUGAUCACUGCUAAGCAUUUCAGAGUGUUAUAAUACUAUUCAUAGAGGUCUCCAGAAAGGGAAAAAAAAAAAAAAAGCGGGAUAAAUUACUCAUAAGCAACUGAUAAAUAAUACAUGGCAGUUGACUGACUAGUCUUCGAAAGUAAGAACAAGAUUGAAACUGUUCAUCUGAUGCCUAAGUGGUCAGUAAAAUGUGUUCUUUUUGCUCAAUGAACCUUCCGGUUUCCGAAGACACAUAGCACGGGCGUUGAGGAGCACAGACUUAUUAGCACACAUGUUUUUAUCCUACCCCAUGUAAAGAAACAAUCUCAGAAAGUGUUGGGGGAAAAAAAAAUCCCAUGUUUACUAAUGAAUAUUGUUGCAUUGAAAAUACUCCCAUGUACCCAGGCUUCCAGAAGAUACUGUACUAAAAUUCAAUUUUAAAUGGCAGGUGGUCUCAGAGAGGCCUGGUAGAUUGCAAGUGAAUGGUGUUCUGGGUCUUUCUGGUGGGGAGUUCAUGUGGCCUCUCCUGCAUUGUUGUCUGCUGUUUGAGACGACUCUGUCUGGACGCACAGAGCCAAAGUCCAUACUCAGGAGGUGAAAUUCAGUCCGAUGGUUUCCUCUUUGUUCCAGAGCUAGAUUUUCAGCUGGUGUUAUCACUUUUCUAUGAGAAAAACGCCUUCACCAUGAAGCAUGUUAUAGUUGUUUUUUGAAUCCCUCCCCCGAGUGUUUUCUAAGCUUAAAAGGUCAUUUUAUUUCCCUAAGGAAAGAGGAUACUAAUUUCAAGAAAGCAUCAGUGGACCUGAUUGGAAAUGCUUUCUCAAUGCUGUCGAGGCUGGACUUCAGUCAGUGUCAUGCUGUGGCCCGUGACAGCAUCCACCUUCCACACCGAACUGUCAUGUUGGCGAUUGCCUACAUCCUGGAUUUAUCACUGCAAAGAAAGGCCCUCAUUUUUGUUCCCGGACACUCCCCUCAAAGACAGAUUAUUCUGGCUUCUCUUUCUCUCUGUCUCUCUCCUCUGUCUCUCUCGCAUUCUUAUUUCACAGAGUUUCAAUUGGUUUAGAAUAAUUUCAAAUAUAGUCGAAGUAUUGUCAUCA